This is a messenger RNA of Rasamsonia emersonii CBS 393.64, 642 nucleotides long. RefSeq lists its product as uncharacterized. Lineage: Eukaryota; Fungi; Ascomycota; Eurotiomycetes; Eurotiales; Trichocomaceae. The record is from RefSeq and is a predicted model, not a curated record. The transcript is spliced from 2 exons. Bases 1 to 642 code for a protein of 213 amino acids.
AUGAUUGUCCAGGAACUGGAGCCUGUAACCAAUCGCAGCUCUGUUGUGACACCGAAUUCUGAAGACAAGACGCUGGCAGCGCCAGACAAGCGCUGCCCAUGGUUGCGCGCGUCCAUUGACCUGCCAGGCCAAGACUCCAGGCUGGCCAGUCGUCGAUCAAGUGUGACAGGAUGCAGGAGACCAAGUGUAUCGAAAGCGGAGGACGGCAGGGGAUGUGGUGGAUGCUGGCCAUCCAUUGCAUCCACGGUUCCCGCACGCGGCCAGCCCCAGUACGAUGGACAUUCUAUGAAUUGGCAUGGCAGAUGGAGCUCCUGCGCGCUUGGCCAAGGUCUACUCGGAGAAUCGACGAUUGUCUUCCUGUUGCGUGUAUCAAGCCGACAUUUCCUCUUUUCGGAAAUCCAGGGACCAUGCGGUUCAAAGGGAACUAUAGCUGAUUCCGGUUAUGUGCCCUGCAGUCGGUCUGCAGCAGAGGAAUUGAUUAUCGUCACGGAGCUGCGGCAGGGCGGAAGCUCCCCAGCCAUGCCGGAGCACUCGCCGCUUGCGGCCCACCACGCCAUUCACGACACAUUGGCCUGGGCAGAUAGUCACCAGUUACUGCUGCAGGCGUUGCAAGGACGUACUCUCUGUAUCAAUGGUAAUUAG